AUUCGAGCAAUAUAUGUUGACAAACAAAUAUACAGUUGCUGUUAAAGCAACGUUUGUUUUUGUAAGUAAAUUUGUGAAAAGAAAAUGUUGCACCAAUAAAAUAUGAUGUCGGGAAGGAAGAGGAUAAACAGUAGUAAUACAAUUAAACAUCUAUACAUAUAUUAUCAAAUCCAUUUCUAAUGUAUUUGUAUAUGUUUUAGGUUGUAUUUCCAAUCGAGCACUAGAUGUCAGACUCGGCUAUUUUACUUAAAUAACAUUAACACGCUUUCGUAGCCUGUUAAUAGAUGAUCAUGAUGACAAAUAAAUUGUAGUUAUUCUGCUUAUAAUGCUAGCUUGUCCAUUGAAUAAAGCUGCAAUAUACACUUAAAUAAUUCUCUGUCAUUGUAAUGGAAACGUCUCUCUUUAUCUCUCUCGCUACUCACACACACACACACACACACACACACAAAGCGAGAGAGAGAGAGAGAGAGAGAGAGAGAGAGAGAGAGAGAGAAAGGAGACAGAGACAAGACAGCUGGAUUGGAACUGUGUGCGUUGUUUCCAUUGUUUGUCACUUGACUCUUCUACAAUGCCUUGCAAACUAAACAGGAGGGUCUAAGCGGCUGAGUUAUAAUAAACUCUCAAUUCUCCCACAAGAUAAGUCGCUAAACCCUGGUCCGAAAUGAGUGCUUCUGCAGGGACGGGAGUGUUUGUGAUGUCCUUGAUGUCAAUCCACACCUGCUAUUUAUUUAAUUCCCUCAUUUACAACAAAAGUGCUGAAGCUUUCUUCUUCGCUGGGUGUUCAACAGUCCUCAUACUGUCCAUAUCUGCCUGUGUUAUUCUCAAGAAGAAGGCUCCAGUUGAUCCUCUUUUCUAUGUGUUUGCGGUGUAUACAUUCCUUAGUGUGGUGAAUCUCAUCAUCGGGUUGGAGCAGGACAACAUCAUUGAUGGAUUUGUGACGUUUUACCUCAGAGAGGCUGAUCCACAUAUUAAUACAGCACAUGGGCACAUGAUCUCCUAUUGGGACGGCUGUGUGCACUAUCUCAUGUAUCUGGUCAUGGUCGCUGCGAUGACUUGGGGGGACAGUUACCGAGACGUAGGACUCUACUGGGUGGGAUCUUUUCUCACCCGCGCCAUAGUCUACAUUCUUGGGAAUGCUGUGGGUAAAUAUGGGACCCAAGUUAGCCCUCUCUUCCUCCUCCACAUAUUAUAUUUAUCUGUGUCCAUUUGGGCCUGCUUCCGGAUCUUCAGCCAGCCCUCCACACGGGACGUUCAGUUGACAAGCAAUGCGGAGGCCAAAAGAACAAGUUUACUCCACAGACCACUGGACCUGCUGUUCGUGAUCUACCUCGCUCCUGCCUUUGCGUUCUGCGUCUUCAGAGGCCUGAUUGUGCUGGACUGUUCCAGCGAAUGGUGUCAAGCCUACACACGACAGUAUGAGCCUUACCUCAAAGACCCUUCAGCCUACCCUAAAAUACAGAUGCUGGUGAGCAUGCUGUACUCUGGACUGUACUACUUUGUUGCUCUCUAUGGGCUGAUGGUCCCAGGAUGUGAGUGGAUGACAGAUCUGACUCUGGUGCACUCCGGAGCACUGGCACAGGACAAAGCAACUGAAGCAUCUGAGCUGCAGGCUGGCGCGUCACUCAUCGGCGGGAUAAGGGGGAGGCUGACUUCAGACCAGGAGGAAUGGUGGUAUUGGUUCAGUUAAAUGUCAGCUGGUUGAUUCGGAUAUAAAUAGGAAAGCUGAUGCUCCGACUGUUUCAAUGGAAACAUAUUGUAGGAUGUGUGGCAGUACCAGAAUGUGUUCCUCAUUUUAUGGUUAUCGGCCCCUUCAACUUUUUUAACAGGUUUGUUGUUGUAUUACUUUAUACGAACUGUAACAUGUAGACAGUGGAAUGUCUUUUAAAGAUAGGAGAGGAUUUCCUUAUAUAUUCAUAAUGUUGAAGUGAUUUUUAACACAAUAAUCAAAGAAAAAGGGAGACAUUUUAUAUAUAUGUAUAUAUAAAGUCACCAUAAGCAAGUGAUAUUGGAAACUCUACUAACUGUGAAGCUUUUAGUUAUCGCUGUUAUUAUCCCAUUUGUCCCUCCCUGCUUCACUCCGCAGGCCCAGUUCGCUCAUAUUGGAGCGUCACUUCACACACGGACGCCGUUCUCCUACAGAGUGCCUGCUGGCGGGCAGCCUGUCUUCUUGCUG
Molecule: messenger RNA, 2173 nt
Organism: Pseudoliparis swirei
Lineage: Eukaryota; Metazoa; Chordata; Actinopteri; Perciformes; Liparidae
Product: transmembrane 6 superfamily member 1-like
Exons: 10
Coding region: 662-1687 (341 amino acids)
Cellular component (GO): lysosomal membrane
Source: RefSeq, a predicted model, not a curated record